This is a messenger RNA of Micromonas pusilla CCMP1545, 1383 nucleotides long. RefSeq lists its product as uncharacterized. Gene Ontology annotation, cellular component: mitochondrion. Lineage: Eukaryota; Viridiplantae; Chlorophyta; Mamiellophyceae; Mamiellales; Mamiellaceae. The transcript has a single exon. The record is from RefSeq and is a predicted model, not a curated record. The coding region runs from base 1 to 1383 and encodes 460 amino acids. Gene Ontology annotation, molecular function: GTP binding; GTPase activity; magnesium ion binding.
AUGCGGUGCUUCGACACCGCGAAGAUCUACGUCAAAGCCGGCGACGGCGGCCGCGGGAUGGUCGCGUUUCGAAGAGAAGCGUUCGUCGCGCAAGGCGGCCCGUUCGGCGGCAACGGCGGCAACGGCGGCGCCAUCUACUUCGAAGCGGACUCGAGCAUCAACUCCCUCGUCGGGUUCCGGAAGAAGGUGCACCACCGAGCGGACCCGGGCGGGAACGGCGGCGGGAAAAAGAUGCAAGGCUCGAUCGGCGCGGACCGAACCGUGCUCGUGCCCCCGGGGACGAUCGUGCGAGACGCGAAGACGGACCGGACGCUGUGCGAGAUGUUCGCGCACGGGCACAGAGAGAUGGUCCUCCCGGGCGGCAGAGGCGGCAGAGGGAACGCGUCGUUUAAGACAGCGAAGAACAAGGCGCCGCAAAUCGCGGAGAACGGCGAGGAGGGGAUGGAAAAGUGGGUCGAGCUCGAGCUGAAGCUCGUCGCGGACGUCGGCAUCAUCGGCGUCCCGAACGCGGGAAAGAGUACGCUGCUCGCGAACGUCUCGAACGCCAAACCGAAGAUCGCGGACUACCCGUUCACGACCAUCGUCCCGAACCUGGGCGUCGUCGAGCGAGAUUUCGAGCGGAUGGUUUUCGCGGACAUACCCGGCCUGCUCGAGGGCGCGUCCGAUGGCGUCGGCCUCGGGUUCGAGUUUUUACGGCACGUGAAGCGCACGCGCGUGCUCGUGCACGUCCUGGACUGCACGUCCGAGGACGUCUUGGAGGAGUACGACGCGAUAAGGAACGAGCUCUUCUUGUUCGACGAAGAAGUCGGCGACAAGCCGGAGCUCAUCGCGUUGAAUAAAGUCGACGCGUCCGACGAAGCCGCCGAACGCGCGCUCGAGCUGCAGACCGUCUUCGAAGAACGCGGUUUGAACGUUCACGUGACGUCCGCGCUCACGGGCGCGGGCGUCGGCGAGCUCAUCACCGCGGUGAAGGACAUCUGGGCGUCGCUGCCGGCGAUCGAUUACGAGGCGGAAGCCGCGGAGCGCGCGGCGAAAAAACUCGCGCGGCCCGCGGACGGGAAGAGCCUCGACGAGUUCACGGUAACGGACACGCCGUAUGCGUUUAUCAUCGAAGGUGCCGCGAUCGAGCGGUUCGUGCAGAUGACAAACUGGGACUACUUCGAGUCGUUCAAGCGGUUCGCGAGGGUGUUGCAGAUGUCUGGGAUCGAAAAGGCGGUGAACGACGCCGGCGCGGGAGAGGGCGAUCGCGUCAUCAUCGGAAAGUACGAGUUCGAGUGGUCCGGGGACAGGCGAGAGAAGACGCUGUUCGACUCGUGGCGGGCGAAGAUGGACGAGAAGCCCGCGGGGACGACGCAGCAAGGGUCGCGUCACUGGCCGCAUUGA